Messenger RNA from Punctularia strigosozonata HHB-11173 SS5, 1191 nucleotides. RefSeq lists its product as uncharacterized. NCBI's taxonomy places the organism in Eukaryota, Fungi, Basidiomycota, Agaricomycetes, Corticiales, Punctulariaceae. The coding region runs from base 1 to 1191 and encodes 396 amino acids. The transcript is spliced from 4 exons. The record is from RefSeq and is a predicted model, not a curated record.
AUGUCGAUAAUCCGUGUCGGAAUUAAGCUCCAGAACGUUGUCCCUCCUCGAGAGGCACUCGCAGAUGCUUUCCUGCGCGUUAUGCUCAUCGAUGAGCUGUGCGAUAUGGUGCUGGACUGCUGCACUCCUCAGACUCUCGUCAUGCUGGCACAGACCUGUUCCGAUUGGAAUUCCCGCGUCUGCGAGUAUAUGCGAUACAGAUACAAGAUCAACCACAGUCUUUCGCACUUUUUCGCCGACCCCAUGGCGUUUCGCCGCAUCCAAUACGACACUUCCUCCUUGAUUAGCGGGAUGUUUGCUCUCAGCUUCAUCGGACGCUAUAACUGGACUGUCAACCAGCUAGAUGUCUAUGUUCCUCGGUAUCGCGUCCACCCCGUCGUCCGUUUCCUGCUCAACUCCGCGUACCGCUACGUUCCACGGGCGCAGCAGAAUUCAAUUCUACGCUAUGAACUCGCCGGUCCUACCCAGACCGUAAGGUUUCAGGAUGGUGUACGACCCCUCUUUUGCUCCGGCCAGCACGAUCGCGGCGUACACGCAGUAUACACAUUCCAAAAGACCCUCGUAACCCACGACAAGGAGACAGUACUCACCAUCCACAUUGUGGAAUCAGUGGACGCACCAAUGCAUCCAAUCCUCAAUUUGGACUCCACCGUCGGGAUGAACAUCAUCAGCUACGAGCGCGCGUACUCUCUUUACCCUCGUGCGACAUUCGAGGAGAAGAAGGGUUUAUUUCUUCCGAAUCCUGGACAUCGCGACAUAGACGGCGUCCGAGAGUUUACUUCGUAUCGUUGGACGCUCUUCAACAUCGUCAACACCGAAGUCUAUCCCCUUUUUAAAACUCGAUCUCGCUGGAUAGACGACGGAUACUCACUCAAGAUAUCGCUUCACAGAUCCCGCGACGAGCGCAUGACCUUCACAUACUCGAGACCGAAUGCCGCCACUCACUGCACGUUAGCCGAUCCCGCUCGCGUCACCAACUUCCGCUUGCGAUACAGCGUCAUCGGAAAGGCCCAUCACUGCUUCUCUGCUAUCAGUUCCUCGGCACUACAGAACUAUUAUAUCUUGCACGAAGAUCGGCUUAUAAACGCGCUGAAGCUCCUAUAUCGCCACGUACUCCGCGAUAACUAUUUCAACUCCCGCAACGAAUACGGCAGUAAUAUCUCUUAUAUGAAUACUGCCGCAUUCCAGUAG